CGAAAACCGAAAGGUGGUGAUAAUAUUUAGUAAAUACUUUGACCGAGUCCACUUGCGUAACGCCCGUUUUGUGGGCGAAAUAAAAAAAAAACAUGUUCGGGCUGUACGAAAUUGUUGUGUUGUUUUCAUCGAUUUUAACUGUGAUUCUUGUCAAGAAGUUUACGGAAGAGAAGUCGCCGUCCAUCUGCAAUGUCUACAAGAGAUGCGACGCCUUUUACUGGCCCAAAUUCGUCAUCUUCUACUGCAUUUUCACGCUACUCAAGUUAAUAAAUUUCCAAAAGCAAUACAAGCAUUUCGACAAAGCUCAACGGUUACCAAAGACUUCAAAAGCAUUCGAUGAGGUUUCUUUUAGUUGUUCCAAUAAUUCUGGUGAAUUCAUCGUGUGCGAUGUAUCUAGAAGGGGUGAUUCUUCUGUUGAUGGAAUGAUGGCAAUUAAAUUGAAAAAUUCGCGUUUACUUCGAACCAACUUGAAAAGUGCUUCAUCUAACGAUAGUUUCAAGGUUGAAGGUAUCAAAGUGUGCCCAGUGGAGCAGGGAAAGAAGUGGAAAAUUAUAUACGAUGGUCAGAUGAAAGAUGAUGCAGGAAAAAUGCUUCCUUGCAAAAUAGAUUUGGAUUAUUCAUCGGAUUAUCCCUUGUUUAGCUACGAGAAACAUGCUAACAGUGUAUUGUUUGCGGAUUCAUUGGCCCGAGAAGACUGGAGCUUGAAUUACUUUAAGAACUUGCAAUUUUUGCAUCAGACGCACUACGAACAGCAUGGUGAUGUUAGAGGUGUAAUUAGGAUCGGCGAUAAAACAGAGAACGUCUCUCUUAACGCGUUAAGAGAUCACAGUUUCGGAAAACAAAGAGAUUGGAGCCAAUUCCACCGUUACGUUUUGCAUUACAUAAACGUUGAUAACGGUGACAAGAUUUCUGUUGGCUCAAUUUCCAUGCCGAUUGCCUUUUCCAACUUAAGCGUGGGUCACGUCUUUGAAGCUAAAACUGGUAAGAUGCAGUCCAUAUCCAAAAGCGAUUUCAAGUUGUACCAACACGGAGAAGACGGUGUCCCACCAAAGGAUUACGCUUUCACUAUCAAACUUGGAAAAGUCACUUAUGUAAUCGAAGUGGAAGUGGAGGAAGGAUUUGAGUAUUAUAGAGGUAACAAUGAGGUGAAGAUGAUUGAGAACUCGUGCAAAUUCAGAGUGAAUGGAAGACGGGCAUGGGGUUCCAUCGAGUGGCUUUACAGACAUGUAGAAUAAAAUAGUUUUACGUAAA
Messenger RNA from Nicrophorus vespilloides, 1251 nucleotides. RefSeq lists its product as uncharacterized. The record is from RefSeq and is a predicted model, not a curated record. The transcript is spliced from 6 exons. NCBI's taxonomy places the organism in Eukaryota, Metazoa, Arthropoda, Insecta, Coleoptera, Silphidae. The coding region runs from base 93 to 1235 and encodes 380 amino acids.